Fraxinus pennsylvanica is the source of this 534-nucleotide messenger RNA. The record is from the annotation of a GenBank genome assembly. Lineage: Eukaryota; Viridiplantae; Streptophyta; Magnoliopsida; Lamiales; Oleaceae.
AUGUCCAAAAACUCAAGUGAGAUACUCCAAGACUUAUCUCCCUUGUUGCGAGUUUACAAAAAUGGCCGAGUCGAAAGACUGAUUGGUACAGAUUGCGUGCCACCAUCGGUAGAUCCUGCCACCGGAGUUCAAUCAAAAGACGUCAAGAUUGCACCAGAACUUAACCAUACCGCCUCUCUAAAACCUCCUCCGGCCAAGGUUCUAAUCAUGAGCAGAUCAGGCCAGCCUCCGGAUCUUAAAAAGUACAUGGACAAGAAGUUGCAAAUCAAGCUGAAUGCGAAUCGGAUGGUGGUUGGAACACUUCGUGGUUUUGAUCAGUUUAUGAACUUGGUGGUGGACAACACUGUCGAAGUGAAUGGCAAUGAGAAAAAUGAAAUUGGCAUGGUGGUCAUCAGGGGAAAUAGUGUAGUCACUGUUGAAGCACUUGAACCCCUUUAUGACACCAGAGGAACCUCUAAGAUUUACUUAAAAUAUGCUGUUGUGAGAAUUAUCCACUUCAAUAUUCCGUAUUUAGCAGCUCCUUGUGGCUUAUGA